This is a messenger RNA of Acipenser ruthenus (sterlet), 10343 nucleotides long. RefSeq names its product ectopic P granules protein 5 homolog. Gene Ontology annotation, cellular component: cytoplasm. The record is from RefSeq and is a predicted model, not a curated record. The transcript is spliced from 46 exons. Gene Ontology annotation, biological process: autophagosome maturation. Bases 371 to 8176 code for a protein of 2601 amino acids. Lineage: Eukaryota; Metazoa; Chordata; Actinopteri; Acipenseriformes; Acipenseridae.
CGAGCAGCUGGGAUGGGAGGAGACUUAGGUCACGUGAUCGAUGUUCUCUUCCGAUGUUUCCUGGAAGAACAAAACAAACAGGAGAGUGAGUCCGUCUGUGUGGCAGACGCCCUUAUCCAGGGCGACUUACAAUCAUAAGCAAAUACAUUUCAAGUGUUACAGUACAAGUAAUACAAUAACAGCAAGAUAAAUACAAUGACUUUGGUUCAAGUCUUCUUCAGCUAAAGCAUCUGAUAUGGAGCUAAACAAGAGCAGUGCUCCGAAGAUAUGUCCCUGUGAUUGUUGAUCGGGGAGAAUGGACAGCAGAUAACCUGUGUGAGACUGAGCCUGAAUCUGUCAUGAACAGUGGAAAUCACUUUCGGUGCUAGACAUGGCUGAAGCUGUGAGACCCAAGAAAACCAAAACCAAGCCGAGUGGAAGAUCUCAGGAUAAAAAGAAAAAGCUAAAUGGUGACUUGAAAAGUGUGGGAAACCUGACAGCGUCUUCUGACAUCCAGCAACCCCUUCCUGGCCACCUGAAUGAAACUGAGGGGCCUCCUCUGCUUGCUCUUGUGGACAGAGCCCAGCCCCAGCCCGAUCACAAGCAGGCUGGAGAUGGAUUGGAAUUUACGGACAUCCCCCUGAGUGAGCCGGCCAGCGAGGAUGCCUCUGAGCUUCCUGUAGCAGAGUUAUCAUUAAACACAGGCACAUGGCAAGAGGAGCCUGAUACUGGAGAAGAAACAGUGACUAAGAGUGGGGAAGCAGGCACUUGCUGUGCUGGGGAACAUGAUACAGGGCAGCAGGAACACAGAGGCACCCAGAUUGGGCAGACAUGCUCUGACAGUGGACAAGCAGCACUUCCUGAUGUCAAGCAAACCGAACAGCGCACACCUGAAAGUGCACUUGAGACCAGCAGUGCCCCUCUUAUGGUUUCCCCUAUUCCUCUUCACUUUGUAGCAGCGCAGCUCUUUGCCACCGAGAGCCAGCAUUCUGAUAGCAAUGUCAUUGUGGAGUCUGGCUUUGUAUCUGGAAUGCUGUCAGAUGUAACAGCCAGUAAAUCAGAGUGCAGAGCCCCGGCUGUCCUUCCGCUGGUGGAACAGGAGUCCCCGCCCAGCCUGGUUCCUGUGGAGCUGGUGAAGCCAGAGAAGACCUAUCAGCGGCUCUACCCAGAGCUGUCCUGCAUCUCCCCAAGCACCCUGCCCUUCACCAGAGAGCAGCUGCGACUGUGGGAGCCGGGCUCCUGGCUGGGAAACGUGGAGCUCCAUGUAAGCGAAUUCGAGGGCAUGGCUCACCAGGAUGGGCACGAGCUGCACGAGCUGCUGAUGCAAUACUGGCGCUGUCGCAAGCAGCUGUGUCAAGCCCAGGCAGAGCUGCAGGCAGCCGUCUCGGACUGCAAGAGCACCCAGAACCGGCUGUGGAGCUUCAGAGAUGAGCAGCUCACCCUGCAGGGUGUCUGUGCUGACCAGUCAAAAGUGUGUGGUUACCAUCGCUACCAGCAGGUGGUGCUAAACGAGCCGGUGGUGGGGGAACUGCAGCGGCUGUUCGAGUCCAAGGCAGAGCUCCUCCACCAGACCCUGGCACUGCACUCCUACACCGCCCUGCUGUCCCGGCUGCAGGUAGAGUCCUACCUGUACCGACUGCUGUGCAGUAUCCCCGCAGCCAGGGCACUGUCAGUGCAGGAUCCCCCUAGAGCUGAGUCCCCUGAUCUGGACUCCCAGCCCUCCUCUUUGCAGCCCCUGAAGGACAGUAUCAGCGUCCUCUUCAGCUUCACACGCAGGCUGCUUGACGAUGCACAGUUCCAAGGAGACAUCCACCUGUGGCUGCAGCAACUGGUGUCAGUACUGCACGGAGUGGGUUCUGUUGGGGACCAUCUGUACCUCCUCAAUCACAUCCUCAGGUGUCCUGCAGGUGUGGGCAAGUGGACAGUGCCUUUCCUACAGAUUAAAGUCCUGGAUAAUCCCUCCGGAGUUUACCAUUUCAUGCAGGCGUUGGCCAUACUCGUGUCACCAGUCAGAACUCGUGUUAGCUAUCUGUGCCACAUGAAGCCCAGUGAGAAGAAGAGCAACAGCACUGGAAAAGAAUCUGGGAACUGGACUCUGGUGGAUGAAGGAGGAGAGGAGGAUGAAGACCCUGAGACUAGCUGGCUGCUGCUUUCAGAAGAGGACCUGGUUGCCCUUUUCUCUCAGUUUCCAUUUGAUGAGCUUUUCAAACAUUUAUUGGGGAUAAACUUGAAAGGUGCUUGCCAGCCUCAGGCAACAACCAGCCAGAAGAUGAUGAAAUUUUUUGCUUUCGCAACUUCAUUGGUUGAACUGUUAGCCAUCGGCCUGGAAACCUACAACAGGUCCCGAUACAGGCAGUUUGUGAAGCGUAUUGGACACAUGAUCAGGAUGACACUGUGCUAUGUGAGUGACCACUGGGCUCAAUACAUCAGCAUCACUGGGGCCCCAAUGCAGGAGCAGGAGUCUUUCUCCAGGGAGAAGCUGCAGGUGGAAUUCGACGAGCUGUUCCUGAGAGCUGUGCUGCAUGUACUGAAGGCAAAAAGCAGGCUGGGGGUUUGGCUCUUCAUGUCAGAGAUGCCCUACGGAACCCUUUCCAGUGCCAUGCUCUGGAAGAUCUUCUACAUCAUGCAGUGCACCGAGAGCGAAGGCCUGGACAGGCUGAGUGCAAACCUGAGACCUGAUGACUGUGUCAGGAGAUUGAAAGACCCGGAGCACCAGGGGAAGUUUGAGCGCUGGCUGGUGGAGAUUAACAGCUCAGAUGGGAUCUGCCUGCUCACCACCUUCGCUCACAUGGCCCAGCCCAAACGGGCCGACGGAGACCCGGAGUUUGUCAAAACCAUAGUGCUGGAGAUAUAUGAGGUGUCGUACGUGAGUGUCUCCACAAGAGAGACCUUCUCCAAGGUGGGCCGGGAGCUGCUUGCAGCCAUAGCGACGGCUCACCCUCGCAUUAUCUCUGUGCUGCUGUGGCGGCUCCAGGAGACCAUUGACAGGGUGGGGAUGGUGUCCCUGUACCUGUUCAAGGAGCUGCCUGUGCACCUGUGGAGACCUGCGGCUGCUGAGAUUGCAGUGAUCCGGGACUGGCUGCUGAGCCACAGCCUGCCCGCCGUGGAAAACAAGCUGGCCUGCAUCAUCUUGGAGGGGCUGAACUGGGGCUCUUGUGGGCAGAGCGGAGCCCUGUUCCUGGACCCCUCACUGCACACUGAAGUGGCCCUGUUGGUGGUGGAAGCCUAUCAGAAAUACCUCACUGACAAACCCUAUGGAGGGAUCAUCUCGGAGAGCAUCAAACAGGUCUCCUACCUGGCUAGUGUGGUGCGUCUGGGUCAGACCCCGGAGAGCUCCUUUAACCAGUGGGCCUGGGAUCUGGUGCUGCGACUGAAGCUGCACUCGAAUGACUGCUGCCCCCAGGACGCCUGGUCACCCGCCCCCUCCACCAUCACACCGGUGCCUGAGAUCUCAGAGACACCCACACUGCACCCUGUGCUGAAGGCAGUGAAGGCUGGCAUACCCAUCGGUUGCUACCUUGCCAUAGCCAUGACGACCACUGGGCACAGUCUGGAGUGGCUCUGCUGUGAUGGUGUGGCCCUGUUGAACGUGCUGGUUCAGUCUCGGUACCUGCGGGCUGUGGUACAUGUCUUGCAAGUGGUCCUGCCCCUUGUGUACCCCUGCCAGUACUACCUGCUCAAGAACGAACAGUUCCUGAACUCCAUUCAACUGUUCCUGCAGUUGGACAGUGGGACUCCACAAGGAAUGGCCCAGCAGGUCACUAACAAGGUCACCCAGCACCUCACAGGAGCCAGCUAUGGAGAGAAUGUCAGGCUCUUGAACAGUGUCAUCCAGGCCCACGUGUCGGAGAGCAGCCAGCCUGGCCGGGUGGGUCCGGCCGCAGUCCUGGAGUUCUGGGUCCAGGUUCUGACUGGACAGAACCUCUGGCACAGGGACAGGACUGUCCUCUACCUGCUGGACCACUUGUGCAGGGCUGCCUUUCUACACCAGCAGGAGGAGAGUCUGCAGAAACUGCUCUACCAGCAGCACAAGAAUGCAUUGGGUUACCACGGCGACAAAGGCCUGCUGUCUUCCCUUGUAGGCUGGAUCGUUGCAGGAAAUGUGACGCCUUCCUUCAUUGAGGGUAAUUCAUUACCUGAGGAGGUCUGGUUCUCCUGGGUGGUGCUGAACAUGGAGUCCAUCUUCGAGGAGGACUCCCAGCUGCGGCGCUGUGUGGAGCACGAGCUGCUUACCAACCCCUCUCUCCCUCCAGACCAGGCGCUUAAGAAAGCACAGACCCGGCUGAAGCUCCCCGUGGUCCCAUCCCUGCAGAGGCUCAUGGUCUAUCGCUGGGCACACCAGGCCCUGGUGACCCCUGCAGACCACCCCCUCCUUCCCCUCGUCUGGCAGAAAUUCUUCCUGCUUUACCUGCGCCAGCCUGGGCCGGAAUUCGGGUUGGAGGCCAGGGGUUGCAUUGGGAGGCGCUACUUCCACAGCCCGGCUCAUUCUAACCUGCUGAAAGAGAUGAGGCAGCGUCUGGUGGAGGUGGCUGAUUUCCAUCAUGCAGCCAGCAAAGCCCUAAAGGUCCCCAGAGACUGUGAGCCCGGCGAGGGGGAGGGGAGCUCCAGGAGCCCCACACCAGAGCACAUGACCUCCCCAGAAGUGCACAAGGAGCUUGUCAGGCUGAUCAAUGUGUUUGCUGUUUGGCUGGGUGAUGAAAAUCUGCAGAUGCAGGAGGUCUAUCUGCCAUCGUUACCAAAACAAUAUGACUCGCACCGAUUGGCCAAAGUCAUGCAGAAUCAGCAGGAGCUGUGGAUGGAGUAUAUGGAUAUUGAACGGGUACAGCAUGAGCUGAGGGAGGUUCUGAGUCUUUGGACUAAGAUCAGAACUGAGCCGUCCUGCCUACACAACAGCAGUGUGACUAUCUUCACUGAUUUCACCAACCCUCAGGCAGCACGAGAUCGCAUCCUGACUAACCUGCAGAAGCAUGAUGCCCCACAAGCCCAGGUACCCCUGGUGUCUAUGAGAGCCCCAGUCCCGAAUAUAUCCUCUUCUGCCUUGUCUGAUGAAACAUCUGCCACCGAACUCAUCCAUGAUGAUCUCAGUGCACUGCAGCACCAUGCCAAGCUCGCAGCGCUACGGGAGUCCCAACAGGUGGCGCUAGACAGCGAGCUGUUGGACACUCUGCCUCAGCUAUACAGUAAUCGGGAGGAGCAACUGUCCAUGCAGCUGGAGUGCCGGGGAAGUGGGGGUAGACCAUGCCAGGGGUCUGCUCUCAUCAAUGUCAAGUUUGAAGGGAUGCACAAGCAUGAGGCUGUACUAAACCAGAUUCAGUCCCUGAAACGAGACGUUAAACAGCUGCAGACGGACGCCAUGAAACCCCCUCCUCAGAGUGUGGCCGAGGCCGCUGUGCACGUGGAGAACUUCAUAACGGCCCUUGUUAAUGCCUACAAGCUCCAGACGACUGCUCUUUCCCAGAAGAUCGGGAUCGCCGCAUUCUACCAGGUGGUUUCCUUCGUGUGCGAUGACACUCAGCGCCACCCUCCCACAAGGCAGUUUUUCUCCUCCUGCAUUGAGAUCCUGGGACAGGUGUUUAUCCGAGACACCCAGCGGGAGUGCAAGCAGAUGCUGACGAUCAUCCUGCACAACCAGCGCCUCUGUAACCUUCUGUCCCCCUACUUCACCCCCAACGCUUCACCUCGGGAGCUGGUUCCCCUGUAUGAGGAGGUGGUGCUCGCCCUGCACGGGGACAGUGGAGACGUCAUCUUCAUGCUGCUCACCAAGUUUGACUUGGUUUUCUGGCUAAGCUCCAGCCAGCCUCACUUCUCAGAGCGGAGCCGGCUGAUGGAGCUGGUGCACCUCGCCCUGACCUCCUGCGGCCUGCAGCCAGACGACGAGAUCCUGAUGCCCUUUAACCUCUUCUGUAAACACUGGACUCAGCUGCUGUGCUACCAGUUCCCUGAUCACUACAGCGACUUCCUCAGGCUUCUCAUGCAGAGUUCUGCAGAGCAGCUCAUCAGUCCUGACUGCUGGAGGGCAUCCCUCAGAGCACUGGGGUGCACUUCCCCACCCAAAAAGAAAUCCACCAAGAUCCCCGGCUCUGCCCGAGAAACUACUGCAGUGUCCCUCUCUUCUCAACAGAUCCAAGAGACAAUAGGAUGGCUGUCAGAUUUCUUCCUUAAACUCCAUCUUUCCAAAGCUGAUUUCCGAAGUUUUGGUCUUUUUUCCAAAUGGGGUCCUUACAUGGAUGAAGUAAAGAUGUUUUGGGGUUAUCUAUUGAAAAAUGUCAUCGACUUAGAGUUUGCUGGCUUGGCUAAGGAGCCAGUGGGCAGUGUCCAGAUUAUAAAAGUUCUGCAGGCUCUGCAUUCUAAAAUCGUGGGCUUUUUUAGACCAUGGAUCCUGGUGCUGGACACAGGGGAGGCAAGCAGCCCUCGCUGUUACCCGUGGCUGGAGACCGACACAUCUGCUGCAGCCAGCAUGGUGACUUUGUACUCUGAGUUUAUUGACAUGCUGCAUGGGAAGUUCAAGGAGAAGUUGCUGCCCGGGCAGAGGGGGGCACUGUGGCUGCACCUCAUGCACUACUGUGAGACCUGCACCGCUCCCAAAAUGCCAGAGUACAUCCUGUACACCUACCACAGAGCCUACAGCCGACUGCCCUGGAGUGACCUGCACCCAGACCAGGACCUCAUGGAUCAGUUUUUCAAGGUGGAGCGAGGCAGCCCCAAGAGCUGCUUCCUGUUCAUGGGCACGCUGCUGUGUCAGGUGAACUGGGUGAGCGUGGUGAGCGACGCGCUGAGCCCACAGCCCCAGCCCCACUCGCAGGCCAUGGUGGUCUACCUGCUCUACAUGAUGGUCUUCCUGGCCAAGGAGGACGAGCUCAUCAGCAAGCCUGAAUCUCCUCUUCUGAACUUGCUGGGUCAGGCCAGCUCCCUGCCAUGGCACUUUGUGGACUUCCCGUCCUACCAGAACGUUCUUGGCUACGUUAACAGCCACUACCCUCCGGCCCUCAUCCUGAAGAGGGACUCCUCCUCUGAGCUCACUGUCAAGCUGCUGAAGAUGGCCGCAGGGAUUGGGGCUGACUGUGAGGGGAGGCUGCACCAGCAGGACAUGACUCCUAAGUGCCGGGCGUUCAUCCACCUGGUGGUUCAGUUCCUAGUGUCCUUGGACCAGAGCGGGAGUAUCGCCCUGGCAGAGCUGCAGAGGAAGAUGGAGAGACUGCUGGAGGACAUUGUGAUCUUCAAUCCACCAGAGACUGAUCUGCAGCAGAGGCACAUGGCGACAUGCAGCCUGUUUGCAGAGGUGCUGACAGUGCUGAACAGCGCAGGUGUGUCCACGGCACUGUCCCUGCAAGAGAGCCUGCGGAGCUGGGUGGAGAGGAGAGCCCGCGCUCCCCUGGUCCUGCCUCUCCUCACCGCAGCCUGCCACAGCCUGGCCUCCGUCCGACACAUGGCACAUACGACAGAGGCAUGCAUCCUUGCCUACUUCACCGACGGCAUUUCCCUUGACCAGUCCUCCGGCUGGGGCCCUAUCCUGGUGUCACUGCAGGUGCCGGAGCUGACUGCGGAGGAGUUCCUGCAGGAGAGCCUGUCCCUGGGCAGCUUCCUGACGCUCUACGUGUACAUCCUGCAGCGCCUUAACUUGGAGCAGACGCUGGCCUGUGAGAGGAGGUGUCUGGUGCUGCUCAGUGCCUGGACAGAGCAGGUCUUCCCCAGCAGUGCGUCUGAUGAAAGCAAGCUGUUCCUGUGGUGGCACAAGUCCCUAGAGCUGGUGAUGGUGCAGGUGGAGCAGGAGCACCUGGAGCCCCUUGUACAGACCCUGCUGGCCAUGCAGACUCGGCUGGGACAGCUGGGGGAGGAGAGGCUGGCCUCCGGGAUCCUGGGGGCUAUAGGCCUGGGCAAGAAGUCUCCCCUUUCCAGCAGGUUCCGGGUGGUGGCCCGCAGCAUGUCUGCCUUCCUGUUAGUCCAGGUCCCUGCAGAGAAUCGGCUUCGACUCCAUCCAGGCACAGACCUGCAGCUCUCACCCAAAGCACAGCAAGCACUAAGUGUCCUAGACUCGAUGCCUUCCAGUAAGCAGUACUCCGAGUUCCAAGAGCCACUCACCCAAGCCAGACAGUUCAUCAGCUACCCUGGUCACUGCCUGCAGGAUGGGAACUGCCUGCUCGCACUCCUUAUAAACUCCCUUUACCCAGAGGUGCACUAUCUGGACAUCAUACGAUAGGGUCUACUGCUACAUUGUAUAGGUGCAGCUAUCACUGGGAGUCUGAAAACCUAAACGAUUCCCUGAAGGUCUCGAACAGGGUGCUUUUAGCUCCUAACAACUUGGGAGGCAACAGCAAGACUUCUAGUAUUGUGGCAUGUUGUUGAACUAUGCAUAGGCACAUCAAAUGCCACUGGCCUUUCAACUUUGAUUUACAGUAGAUACAGUGUGUCUCUCAAAUCUUUAAACCAUCAUAGGUUUGACCUGAGGGUAACAGAGAAGUCGUUUUCUGAGGAUUGAAUGCCAAAAAAAGAGUUUUCCUUUUGAUGCAAAUAGAUGCUGGCGUUUUGGUACAAAAAAAUAAACACAUUUUUACAAAAAUAAUCUGCAUUAUAGGCUUCUCUUAGUUUUCCUGUGAGUUUACAGCAUUAGGAAACAGCUGCGCUUAACAGUUUAGUCCCAUGCUAUGUACAUUAUUUUUAAACAGUACUGUGUUUAUAAUGAUCUUUAUGUCCUGAAUUAACUGCUUGUGGUGCAGGGCAAGGCAGUAUAGCCUUUUGAAUGUUCUUUUUUGGCUCAAUCCUGACCCUGGUUAACGAUGAUGACCACAUGUCUUUCUCCCCCGAGGGUUGUGUUUGCUCGAUGAUGGGUUUUUGUGAAGUUGUUUUGCAGACAUGCAUCACGAAAACCAUCAUAACAAUUUGCACUUUUGUAAAUCACAAUACAGUAUUUACUGGAGUUGUAUACAAUAGCACCUUUCGUGGACAAGCAUUGCCGGCAGUCCGUUGCUUAGAUACGCAGUGGAUCAAAGGGGGCACAGAGGGUAAAAGUGUAAAAAACAAAGUCAAGUAGGGCUUCUACUCUACCUACAUCUUGAGUCGUUUAUUUAUUUUACCUUAUGUAUGUGUGACUGAGUGUUUGAAGAUGAGGAUGAUAUAAAUACCAAAUGAUAUAAGAGUUAUGUGACACUGAAGGGAUCUUCCCCAGCUUUGCUUUAGGGUUCAUGUUUGUAUCAUGCACAGCAUGCUUGUGUGUCUGUGUGUGUGUGUGCUGGUCAGCAGAACAAGUGAAAGUGUAGACUGGCUGCUAUCUCUUAUAAAAGUGUACCAUUUUAAAAGCAUAGAAAAGUGUAUCAAAGUAUAGUGAAAGUAUGGUAAAAGUAAGCAAGUGUGACGAUUGUAAAGCUCAGAGAGGUAUGGUAAAGCAUAUUAAAAAACCGUUGAUGAACUAUGGUAAAUGUAAAGGAUAACCUUGGGGGAACCUGCUCAUUUAUUGUGUUAAACUAUUGUGAGACACUGUCUGUGCUUAAAGAAGGGUGGGCAAGGCAAUGCACAACAAAUGAAUACAUAUUUGUAAUGUUUAGACUAUUUAGCAGAAGUUGUCUGCACAAAUCCAACAAAGUUCUAGGGGUGUGGUUCACAAGCCACUUCUACAGUAGCAGUCUACUAAACCACUUUAGUUUUUAGCAAUAAUCCAAAGAAAACCUGUCACUUUUACUCAUGUAGACUAGCUGAGCUGGAUUCUGUAAAGCUAUACAGUUCCGUCUUGAAGGUACAGUUGCUCAGUGGUGUAAGUGCUUUGUGAAACGACCCAGAUGCAGUAUUUUCCACACCCCUGCUCUUCUAAAAGCUACACAAGAGCUUCCACAUCCACAGAUUUCUGUUUGUGUGCAGUAUCAGAAAACCAGCUCACUAUAUGCAAUGGGGAUCUCCAUUCAGGAUUCUUAAACAUAUCCAACUGGACAGGAAGCAAAAUGUGUUUAGUUUAUAAACAACACACUUGUGCUUUCUUUUGAAACUGCUGCACGUCUGCGUGCAUUUUGAAUUGCAGACUAUUCUGAGUCAUUCCAACUGUGGUUCAAAAUAAUACAAAUAUUCUACAGAAAAGAUAUUCCUACUGCCGGUAUACAGCCUGCAGGCAAAAAGGGGUAUGUUGCUUUCCAUGCCAGGACUCCAAGGCUAAACCGUUGCUGUUGUUACUUUUAACUGUGCGUCACCCCUCUGCUGCAGUUUCACAUGUCUAUGCCAUAAAUAGAUUUAAGUGUGUGGUGCCAACAGUUUGCAAUUGUAAUUUACAUACAGCCCGGGGGGGGGAGUUAUUGCUGUCGUUUAUUAAGUGGAUUCCAUGACACUUUUGACGCUGUAAAAGCUGUACAUGUGAGCAAAUAAAAAAAAAAAGACUAAAGUGU